UACUACUACUACUACUAUCUUCUGCCAUCGAGGUUGCUGCUGGAGUUGGCUACCCGUUGGCCAUAAUAUUGAGUACUUAGCGAACUACUUUAACAAUCACAACCUAUAGCAAUUUACCGAAACAAAAAUGAGACCGUUAAAGACAGAAGAGACCAAUUUGGUGUUCCAGAAGUUGAAACAUUACAUAGGAAGUAAUGUUAAAGCUCUACUGGAAAGGUCAGAUGGAAUUUAUUGCUUCCGCCUUAACAAGGGAAAAGUUUAUUAUGUUAAUGAAAACCUGAUGAAACUGGCAGCAACCAUGCCAAGAGACUGCAUUGUUGCACUGGGAGUAUGCUUUGGGAAGAUUACCAAAGGAGGAAAGUUCCUUUUGCUCAUAACAGCACUUGAUUACUUGCACAUGUACUGUCAGAACAAAAUUUGGUUGAAAGAAUCUGCAGAACAGAAUUUCAUGUAUGGAAACCAUGUGCAUAAGGCAGGAUUGGCACGUAUGUCAGAAAAUAUUCCAAAACACUCGGGUGUUAUUGUAUACUCUUCAAAAGAUAUUCCUUUGGGUUUUGGUGUCACAGCAAAAGCUUCUGUUGACUGUCGGCGAGCAGAUCCCAUGGAUAUCAUAUGUUUUCAUCAAGCAGAUAUUGGAGAGUACAUUAGAAAUGAAGAAGAUCUCUUGAGCUAGUCUUUGCUUUACUUUCUAAUGUUAGUACACCAUUGAAGAGAAGAUAUGUAUUAUGUAGUAUAUUUUUUCUUUUAUCCCUAAUAUUUUGGUAUGACCUGCCAAAUAAAAACAUUUUUUUUAUUGUU
Molecule: messenger RNA, 798 nt
Organism: Macrobrachium nipponense
Lineage: Eukaryota; Metazoa; Arthropoda; Malacostraca; Decapoda; Palaemonidae
Product: 60S ribosome subunit biogenesis protein NIP7 homolog
Exons: 4
Coding region: 128-673 (181 amino acids)
Biological process (GO): ribosome assembly; ribosomal large subunit biogenesis
Cellular component (GO): nucleolus; nucleus; preribosome, large subunit precursor
Molecular function (GO): RNA binding
Source: RefSeq, a predicted model, not a curated record